UGUCCAAAAUUUGAGGGAAACCAUCAGUGAUGUCAUUAAGAACACGAAGAUGAAGAUGAAAAUAGAGCAGAUGGCUGACAUUGCCCAUGAACUGGGAAUCUUGGUUGAUGAAGACCAUGCAGAGUGCCAGAAUGCCAAGAGAAAUGCAGACAACAUCAUUGCAGAAAUUAAAGACACCAUUAAAUACAAAGAAGCCCAACUUCCUCUGCAAGGCCAAAUAUGGAAGGAACUGACGAACUUAGAGAAAGAAGAAUUUCGACUUCGAAAGGUUGGGUCACAAAACAUAGAACAUUACAGAAGUGAUCUUCAGGAACAGAAAGAAAAACUUCGGGAAAGACAGAACUCUUAUAGCAUGUCAAAGGCAAUGAAAUGCUUCAUUAGUGCAAUAUCAAGCCCUGGAACAGAGAGGUGCUAUUUUCUGAAGUGGAUGAAGAUGAACCUUGAUAACUUGUUUCGAGAAAAACUGUCUGACCUCAGGGAGCUGUACAAACAGAAAUGUAAGGAUUCUGAGAAGAAAGAGGAAAUUAAAGACAUUGACAGACAACUUUCCAACAGCUCACUGGGGACUGAACACUUCUUCCGUGAAAUGGGUCAGAUCUAUGAAGCUUCACUUUCCCUUCCAGAAACACACCCAUCACGACAACAAUUACAACAUCUGCCCAAAUUCUGUGCAGGAUUGCUGCUUGAUGGAUUUCCUCUUGAGCUUGUAGAUGGAGAUGCAUCCAACAUUCCUCUCCAGUGGGUGAGUGAUGUUCUCUCUCAGCUCAAUGACUUGGUGUCUCCAAAGAACAAGAUACUGGUAGUCACAGUUCUUGGAGUCCAGAGCACAGGAAAGUCCACUCUCCUUAACACUAUGUUCGGAGUGCAGUUUGCAGUCAGCAGCGGUCGAUGCACUCGAGGUGCUUUUAUGUUGCUCAUCAGAAUCAAUGACGACGUCAAAAAAGUCCUCAACUGUGACUUUGUGGUGAUCAUUGACACUGAGGGCCUAAAGUCACCAGAGCUUGCACAGCUGGAUGACAGCCAUGAGCAUGACAAUGAGCUAGCAACACUCGUUGUGGGGCUGAGUGACAUCACCAUUAUCAACAUUGCCAUGGAGAAUUCAACAGAAAUGAAGGACAUCCUACAAAUAGUUGUGCAUGCUUUUCUCAGGAUGAAAGAGGUGGGCAAGAAGCCUAAAUGUCAGUUUGUCCACCAGAAUGUGUCCGAUGUUUCAGCCCAUGAGAAGAACUUGAGAGAC
Molecule: messenger RNA, 1237 nt
Organism: Monopterus albus (swamp eel)
Lineage: Eukaryota; Metazoa; Chordata; Actinopteri; Synbranchiformes; Synbranchidae
Product: interferon-induced very large GTPase 1-like
Exons: 1
Molecular function (GO): GTPase activity; GTP binding
Source: RefSeq, a predicted model, not a curated record